AGCACAAGCUGUCCCCGAGGUAUUAAAAUUUAUAGACUUCAGCUUUAAACAGGUCGAAGAUUUGUUUGCAAAUCUUCCACAUUAUCUAUAUUGCCUGAUCUUGUGCUCCAGCAAUCACACCAGGUGUCCACUAGCGGAAUGGCUUCGCAUCCGAACUCUCCUCAUUGGGAAUUGGACGUUUAUGCCACUCCCUUUGUGCCCCAUGCGUUCAAGUCCGUCAAUAACGAGCACGCCACUGUAAUCGCCACCGAUACCAAACACCAAGUCGAUUUUGCUGCCUAUACUGAGACUUUUGCAGCCAGACACUUUGUGCCGCAGCGAUAUAAUGCCACCAUCCCUCCUCCUGAAGGAACCGUGAAUCAUCCCCCCCUAGACUCAGAUCUCUCUGUGUCAUCAUACUCUGAAUUCUGGUCACCAGUGUACAAUGUCGAACUUUCUGCCAAGCUUGAGGAGAAUGAUACCUACACGCUAUACAAUGUACCGCUAGUACCAACCGCAAGCCAGGAGGGGCACCAAUUAUACCGGCUCCUUGUCCCAGGAUUGCGGGAGGAGACACCGUUCGUUGAGCUCGGUGAUACCAUCCAGCUUCGCCAGCUUCAUCUUGACCCGUAUGGCAAUCUAGUUCAGCUGCCGGUUUACUUCGGCACCCAAAAGCCGAUCUUUCUCACCUGGGGCGGUGUGCAAUAUGACGCAACCGUGGAAGAUAUAAACCGAGCGUACGAGCUGGUUUUCAUAAGGGUCAAAGGUCUAGUUCCUCAGACAAUGAGGUUCAAUGUUGUCUUUUCGAUGCGACGGAAACUUAUUUCUGUGCAGUGGGCCGCUCUGCACCUUGUGUCAAGUGAGCUCUUGAGGAUACUGGCAAAGCCUGGACCUUUGGGUUCUCGGGAGGUGCAUGAGGAGCUACUUCAGAGGACUGCGAGUAUGACUCUUACUACGAGUGGCCACUCAAAUCAAACCAACGGUGCUAAUGGGGAAAUACAAUCUCAAGACGACGGGGCUCCGAAUGACUGGAUUCGACGGAUGUUAUUCCCUGUUGAUUCUGAUGGUGUCAUUCAAGAAAAACUACGUACACUCCCAUGGAAACGAGGGCUCUUCGACCCCAAACUUAACUACGAACAACUCUCUGCAGUCGACUGCGUCUGUCGGAGUGACUAUGGCGUUCUUCCUUACCUUAUCUCAGGUCCGCCUGGCACGGGCAAGACGAAAACCCUGGUGGAGCUUGCUAUGCAACUGAUAAAAGAUCAAGUUGAUCAUGUCCUCAUCUGUGCACCGUCCGAUGCGGCUGCAGAUACGCUUGCUCUACGCCUUAGUAAGCAUCUCAAACCGUCGCAACUUUUCCGACUCAACGGGCCUGGGAGGACGGUCGAUGAGGUUCCUCAAGCCCUAAGGGGGUUUUGCUAUAGGACACAGGACAAGGACCCCAAUAUGUACAAUCUACCGCCUUUCCCGCAACUGAUGAAGUAUCUUAUCGUAGUGACAUCGACUCGAGAUGCUUCCAUCCUUAUGAACGCCAAGGUCACUAAUUCAGACCUAUAUACCAUUGAAAUGAGCAUGCUUAAAACCUUCCAUCCAGAAUCGCAAGUCCCAGCAAUCUCACUCCAUUGGGGUGCCCUCCUCAUCGAUGAAGCUGCGCAAGCAACAGAACUCGAAUCUCUUUUCGCACUUUCCAUAGUCAUGCCCCCACCAUCAUAUCCAUCGACCUUGCCGCAACCACAAUUCGCAAUGGCCGGUGACGAAAACCAACUCGGUCCUCGCACCGCAUCAAAAAAUCCACAUCUCACGACCUCUCUCUUCGCCCGGCUAUUCGCUCGCCCCCUUUACGCUAACCACCCCCUCUCCCGCUCCAACCUUCGACCCUCCACCUCCCCACCUGUCCUCACAGCUGCCAUGCUCCCAAUGAACUACCCAGCCUUCGAGAACCUGACUAGAAACUACCGCUCUCACCCUGCCAUCCUCUCAGUCUCAUCCUCCCUCUUCUACAACGACACUCUAAUCCCCGAAUCCCAACCCGCCGCCCAUCCACUACAUACCUCCCCCAUCUGGACGCACCGCAACUGGCCAGUGAAAUACAUCCCACACCGGGGUCUCGAUGAAAUCGAGCGCGACGGCGGUGGCUGGUAUAACGUAUCUGAAGCCCGCAUCGCCUGCAACCUCGCACAAUAUCUGUUUUCUUCCGCGCAAGUGCCGCAGGCGGAAAUCAUCAUCAUGAGCCCGUUCGCUGCACAGGUUAAGCUGCUACGUAAGGAGAUGCGGAGUGCAAGGUAUGGUAACGGAUCUGGGCUAUUUGGCGUGAAUAUCGGGCCGUUGGAAGCGUUUCAAGGUCUUGAGAGUAGGGUUGUGAUUAUCUGUACGACGCGUGCGCGGCCGAAAUUCGUGAAGGGUGAUGUUGAGAGAGGAUUGGGAGUUGUGGGGAUGCGGCAGAGGAUGAAUAUGGCCAUUACGCGGGCAAAAGAGGGGCUCUUUGUUAUUGGAAAUCCUGAGGUGUUGGCCAUGGAUGAGUGGUGGAGGGAGUGGGUUGCGUUUUGUUUGAGGAAUGGACUUGUAUCUGAGGAUCUUGGAAUACAUGCGCAGAGGUUUAAGGGCGGGAAAGUGGGUGUGUUGGAGAAGGCGUUGGUUAUUAAGGAGGAGAAGGCUAGGGAAGAGACAGCGGGAAGGCUGAGAGUUUUAGGUGGUGCCGUUUUGGGUCAGGGGGUCGACGAGGAUGAGAUGUGGGCUUUAGGGCUUAGGGCGGCUAUGGAGGAGUGGGAAGAGGAGGGAGGCGGAGGCGAGGAAGACGAGGAAGACGAGGAAAAUUGAAAUGGAGGGAAGCGGACUUCGUUUCCAGAUACCCAAGGCGUUGAUAGUAUGUUUUGGAAAUGGGAGAGGCCUUGGAUAAGUAGUUCCUCUCUUAAAGAUAAUAGAAGAU
This is a messenger RNA of Lindgomyces ingoldianus, 2905 nucleotides long. Its product is annotated as P-loop containing nucleoside triphosphate hydrolase protein. Gene Ontology annotation, biological process: regulatory ncRNA-mediated post-transcriptional gene silencing. Gene Ontology annotation, molecular function: helicase activity. NCBI's taxonomy places the organism in Eukaryota, Fungi, Ascomycota, Dothideomycetes, Pleosporales, Lindgomycetaceae. Bases 139 to 2796 code for a protein of 885 amino acids. The record is from RefSeq and is a predicted model, not a curated record. Gene Ontology annotation, cellular component: P granule; cytosol. The transcript has a single exon.